AUGCCUCCCAAAGAGGUUGUUCCGUCUGGCUCAGCUGGUACUGCUACUGAUCAGGUGGAGUCUAAUACGCCAUGGAGCUACGUGAGGCUUCCUGGUCUAACCGACUGGAUCGAUGUGGCCUUGACGCCGCUUUCCAGGCCAUCUGGGGGCUUUGCUGACCAGCAAACGGCACAUUCGGGCAGUCAUCUACCAUUCGACAAAAUCCUCUCGUCAGAGCAAAAGCGCUAUCUUCUCACUCUCUUUGAUACGCAUUACGCUCCAUGGCUUAAUCUGCCCUGGGAAAGCACUCACGAAGACGAAUUCCUGGAUAUCGUUCGCUGCACGAUAGCCUGUAGACAUAUGGAACCUUUGACACGGUCUAUAGUGUCCCCCAGCUUGAAUAAAUUAUCCGAGGCUGCCAUGAUGCGUCAUGUGUUUGAUCCCUCACCGUCGCUUUCAACCAUCCUUGCUUUCAUGAUCUUAUCACUAUGGUCACCAUUGCAAGGUUCUUCACCAAUCCCGGCCAAGGUUCACGACAACCGCCUUAUUGCUGCUGCUGCAGUCAAUAUGUGUAAUUCCUUGAGAUUGGAUCAAGCGGCCGUCGAGGUUUUCAACAUCGCUUCUCGCAAAAGAAGCGGAGAAGACAUAUCAACCACCGAUAUGGCUACAGUCGAUGCUUUGAGAGAGAAGGCACUCAUCCGGCUCUUUGAGGUCACGGAACACGGCCUUCGCCUCAAGAUGUCAAAAGUGGACGAAGCAGAACGAUACUAUGAAGAUAUAGCAGAGAUCGUUUUUCGCUUCGACGGUCUCCACAGGAUUUUCAAACCACUGCCUGUCAUCUCAGACCGCGAAAAUUUCCAAUUCCACAUCAUGGUUGUCUAUUAUUAUUUCUGUCGACUACUGUUCCUCACACACACACUUCACCAAGCUCACGGAGCUCUUAUCAUCAAUCAGAAUAGCAAUUACCCUCCAGACCUCCGAAAACAGGGUUCGAACUUCGUUCUUACCAGCGCGCGCGAUGCUAUGUUGUCGGCAGAGUCUCUGCUGACAGCUGUUCUCGCUGUCCCGGAGAAGACGAUGCUAGCGACAGUACCCGACUCAGUUUUCAGCAUGAUUUCCUCAGCCGCAGCAUAUAUCGUCGUAAUGAAGAUUUUCAUGUUACAGAUCCGAGGAGUCCGUUACUUGCCGGGAUUCAGUGACAACCUUCUUUCUCGCAUCAUCGAUCUCCUGACACAGGUGUCAUUAUCCCCUGAUCACGAGGCCCUGAAGUGCGCUCAUAUGGUUGCGAGCUUUUUAGAAGCCUGGGAGAAGAAACUUGGCGUUGACGCCCCCAGUAUGGAGACCACAGCAGCUGCCAGAACCGCCCCCGGCGAUGCGGUACCUGCGUCUAUAUCAAAUCCACUUCCCUCGACUGUCACUGCGGUCGAAUCUGCUGGAGUCUCGCUUUCCGAUUUUCAGCAAACACAGGAGAUCUUUCAAGGAUUCGAUGGCUUCGAAUACUUACUACAAGACUACAACACUCAAGCCGUAUUUGGUCAGGAUCUGUGGCAGUAUUUCACGGAAAACGACCCCAUAUUGCCCAAUCAUCAGUGA
Molecule: messenger RNA, 1572 nt
Organism: Heterobasidion irregulare TC 32-1
Lineage: Eukaryota; Fungi; Basidiomycota; Agaricomycetes; Russulales; Bondarzewiaceae
Exons: 4
Coding region: 1-1572 (523 amino acids)
Source: RefSeq, a predicted model, not a curated record